AGAAGAAGCCGCUAUAUGGCGCUUAUCUCGGAUGCGGAAGCUUUUUUGUUGCUGGCGGUAAAUACGAAUAAAAGAAAGUUCUGGUGAAGAAAAACAGUUGUUGUGAUGCUGCAGUGUCCAGAGUCAUCUGUGGGUAAAGGAGACAGUCUGCAUCAACAAGUUCUGUCCGCAUUCCCGCUGUGUCAUCUAACCGAGGAUGAUCUGAUCCAGAACCCUCUGUUCUGCAAGCUCCUGGCCACGCUGUCACAGCAUGUGGAUCGCACCGGCUUGACGUUACCCUUGAGAAAAGAGCUGGAAAAGGCAGAGAAGGAGCUCCGGUCGCAGAGGUUGGGAUGGCUCCGUUUGGAAAGCAUACACAGACUCCUGCAAGAGAUGGUGCAGCAACAUCACUUCGGCAAGCACCACUCCACUGCGGCGGCAGCCGAGGACACGUUCUAUGUCACGCUGGAGCGGUGUUUGUUGGUGGCUCGGUGUGUCCGGCAGCUGGACCCGAGCAGCACCGUUGGCCAGGAUCUACCUCUCGUCCUGGGGUUGUCUGCUGAGAAAGUGCUGAGUCAGCUGCCUCCACAGCAGGAUGUGUUGCAGAUGAAACAGAGACUACCGACAGAACUGCAGAAGCACCUCAAGAAGAAACUCUUUAACUUCCUCUCUUACUAUCAGCCUGAGUGGGAGAAUGAAAGCGAGGGUCUCAGGUGUGUGAAACUGUCGAAGCUGCCAGGACUGCUGGAGAGCGAGCGUGGCAGAGCAGAGAGUCUGGCUGAGAAGAAUCGAGAGAACAGCACGCUGCUGCAGAGCCAAACUCACUCUUACCUUUCUGAAUUACUGGAAUGCAUGCAGCUCCUCCAGACCCUCGUCCUUGACCUCCGACUCAAAGUGCAGAAAGAACUCGACAGGAAGAAGAUAGAAUACUUUGAGGCCAAAUGUGAGAUUGGAAUUCAGAAAAUUAGGGCCGAGAUGCUCGAGGUUCAGCUCGACUCUUACACACGAGAUAAAAUAGCAGCGCAUCAGAAAAUCACGGAGAAGCUGAGUGCUGAGCUGAAGGCAUGCCAGGUGAAGAAACAGUCACUGGAGUCCAGACUGGCGUCCUUCGAGAUCUACGGCAGAGAGUUUGAAGUCCUGGCAGAGGAAUAUUCCAGACUGCGGCAGGAGGUCACGACAAAAUCCUGGGCACUAAAAGAAUUUACAACCUGAACCAUCACAGCAAGAGCAAGUGGCGCCAGUACCAAUUAGAGCUGGUGUUCGGAAAUCCCGGACUUCAUCACAAUAAGAUACACAUUUGUUAAUUUGCAUAUGACUGUCUUUUCCAUGUACUUAAAAGCUUGUCGCAUCAUUACGGCUUGUUAUAAAAAUGCCAUUUGGAGAACAUUUUUAAAUGAUCAGUAAAUCUGAUUAAACUUCAUUCUAAUCCAUUCUGCGUUAAGGGGUAUAUUAGAUUUGGUAUAUAACUAUAUAGAUGAGUUUAUAGUGAAAUAACAACACUGAAUUUUGUUCCACCAAAUCAACGGAUCAAACAUUUCCCAGCAUUUUUUUUUUUAAAAAGUGUUAACGUUAAACAUCUUAUACUUUUGUCAUUUGAUCUUACUUUGUAUGUUUAUUCCUAUUUGUUGUACCUGUGUAGAUCAUGUUUUUUUUAGUUUGUGUGUACAGUUGUAAACAUUUACAUAGCAGAAAAUGCACU
Messenger RNA from Tachysurus vachellii, 1678 nucleotides. It is a transcript of the gene haus4, whose product is annotated as HAUS augmin-like complex, subunit 4. NCBI's taxonomy places the organism in Eukaryota, Metazoa, Chordata, Actinopteri, Siluriformes, Bagridae. Gene Ontology annotation, cellular component: HAUS complex. Gene Ontology annotation, molecular function: microtubule minus-end binding. The record is from RefSeq and is a predicted model, not a curated record. Gene Ontology annotation, biological process: centrosome cycle; spindle assembly. Bases 106 to 1191 code for a protein of 361 amino acids. The transcript has 10 exons.